Molecule: messenger RNA, 3708 nt
Organism: Tyto alba (common barn owl)
Lineage: Eukaryota; Metazoa; Chordata; Aves; Strigiformes; Tytonidae
Gene: SCN4B
Product: sodium voltage-gated channel beta subunit 4
Exons: 5
Coding region: 428-979 (183 amino acids)
Biological process (GO): cardiac muscle cell action potential involved in contraction; regulation of ventricular cardiac muscle cell membrane repolarization; regulation of sodium ion transmembrane transporter activity
Cellular component (GO): membrane; voltage-gated sodium channel complex
Molecular function (GO): transmembrane transporter binding; sodium channel regulator activity
Source: RefSeq, a predicted model, not a curated record
AUCUGCAUGCGCUUCUCCCCGGCACGGGGAUGACCCCAUGCUGCAGGGCCGCUGCUUGACGUCCAGACCUGUGGCCGGGGAUGCCCGAGACCCCCUGGCUGCACGGCAGAGGAAGGGGUUGAGGGGUUCGCAGCCGUCCCCUCCCCAGUGCAGCCCCUGGGGCCGGUUCUGAGCCGCCCGCAUCAGCCCGCGCGCACCGGCUGCACUUCUGCUCGUGUAGGUGAUCCGUGUGUCAGCGGGCACAGAGAGCCUGAAACCGAGCACUGCCUUUGCAGCACUUGCUGUUGGGAAGCUCCCUUGUGAGGUGUUUUAGAGGGUAUAGUUCUUAAGCUUGUUUUAAGUGAGCUGGAGACACGAAAAGACACGUUUGCACGUCUUCGCCAUCGCCUUCGCCUUGGAGGUGUCGGUGGGGAAGACCAACACUGUGAUGGCUCUGAAUAACUCCAACGUCCUACUGCCCUGCACCUUCACCACCUGCAUAGGCUUUCAGGACCUGGUCUUCACAUGGUAUUUCAACUUGACAGAGAUGAUUUACCAUGGCAAGAUAAAGAGCAAAGCCUCGGAGCCCUUCCUGGUGGGACGCAACCCCCGGGUCGAGUUCGUCGGCUCGACGACUGGAAAGGACAACAACAUCUCCAUCGUCCUGAAGAAUGUGGAGUUCAGCGAUGCUGGGAGAUACACCUGCCACGUCAAGAACCCCAAGGAGAAGAACGCGCAGCACAACGCCACCAUCUAUCUCACGGUGGUCCAAAAGAUGGUGGAGGCAGACAACACUGUGACGCUCAUCAUCGUGUGCAUUGUGGGGGGGCUCAUCGGCCUCCUCAUCCUCUUCAUGCUCAUCAAGAGGGUGGUCCUGUUCAUCAUCAAGAAGACCCAGGAUGGGAAGAAGGAGUGUCUCGUGAGCUCGUCGGGGAACGACAACACCGAGAACGGCUUGGCUGGCUCCAAGGCGGAACAAAAAGCACCCCCAAAGGCAUGAAGCAGCGGCGCUCCGAGCCCCGGCCCGCCCAGCAGCGGGGAGGGUGGGCAGGGGGACAAGCCUUUCCCUUUUGUUUUCUUGCCAAACUGCCAACGCUUGAGACAUGUUUCUAUUACACACGUGCCUGCAACCUGCACUGCUUCUCGGAAAAGACUUCGGCUGCCGUGGGGACUGGGAGCUUCUUGCGGACUUGGUCUGGGACGCUGCCGGGAUGGAGGGAGCCGCCUGCUCCGCUCUGAGCGAAGGCAAGAGGGUGCCAGGCGGGCAGGGAGGGGGCUGGGUGCUGGGGAGUACCCGGUCUGCAGCCGGGGGUGCAGGCUGGUGGGCGGCCAGGGCUCCCGGCACGCCUGGGGGGUAGAGGCUGCGAGCAGCUUGGGGUGUCUUGUCUGACUCUGGCAGUGCUGAGCCGGCACGGGCAGGAGCUGCCUGCUGCAUGCUGAAGGUUUCUGGAGCAGAGCAAGGCUGCACGAAACUCGCCGUAGAGACAGAGGCUGCUGCCUUCGCUGCGUUUCUCAAGGGUCCGGCACGGGAGGAAGGGAGGAAGCAGGGCUGUUGUGAUGGGGCUGGGGUUCAGCUCUCCCCUUCAGCUUGAGAACCAAACCAGUGAAAGACCGGUUGCUGUCAGGGCUGUCAUCUCCUCCCAGUAAGAGCUGGGCGCCGUGCUCCCGCCGGGCGAGCUGGCCCCGGGGUGCCUCGGUUUCCCCUGUGGCAGGGCUGGGGGGCAAAGCGGCCGGGGCUGGCCCUGUCGCGGGGUCGCUGCCGGCCCGUCCCAGGAGCACGGCGGGGUGAAGCUCCACGGUUCGCACCCGCUUUGCCCCCGCCCAGGGCCACCCCCUGGGGGCAGCGGGGGGCUUCUCCCCAGGGGAAGCCUUCUGGGGAGGCGCUCCCUGGGUUCCUGCUGCUGCUGCUCUCGCUCCUCCUCCCCUCCUUUUAAAGCUCGGCACUUAGAGCAGCGAUGCUUUCGGUGCCGACUCACCAAGGCUUAACUCGUUAUGCAGAUGUUUUUUAUAUUAGACUCCAGUGGGAAAACGGCUGUUUGCGUUUCCCUUCCACCUGAGGAAAACCGUGGCACUCCAUCCGCGAUGCAGGGAGGGAGCACGGUCGAGCUCUGGCGAGGAGAGCCGGGCUGGGGCUGCGCCAGCCCGCUCCUGGGCCUGCCACCGCCCUGCCGGGUGACCUUGGGCAAGUCGCUCUGCCUCUCCAUGCCUCAGUUUCCCCGUCUGUAAAAUGGGGAUAAUAAUACUGCUCUACCUCACAGGGGUGGUUGUGAGGCUUCCUUGGCUAACAUUUGUAAAGUGCUUUGAGAUCCUCAGGUGAGGGCUGCCACAGAAAGUCAGAGGGUCUUUGCGAAGGGUACCCGCAGCGGGGACUCGGGCAACCCAGCCCCCUUCCCAAGGGCUGUAGUAGGAUGUGAGACAUGAAGGGAAUGAGCUGAUCCUACAAGUGAAGUUGACAACGUCCUUUACAAUGUGAUUUGUUCCCUAUUUCUCCUCUCUUUGUGGGUGUCUGUCAGUGUAGCUGCAGGACAGGCAGCUCCCCCAUCCCCACUCGGAAUUGGGAAUCAAAGCUGAGCCCUGACUCCCCUGGCUGCAGGCGCUUCUACCCCGACAGAGGUGCCGGAGUGGAAGGCAGGCGAGGGAAGGCCAGGUGCUGCCUUCUGUGGAGACUGUUGUGGGAGGGCUUGGACCCCACCUGCCUGCUCGUGGGGCCUGUGGCACGGGGAGCUCCUUGCAGCCUUCGCCCGGGUGCACGGCCGGCUGGCUGCGCCCAGGCUGGGCGCAGGGGUGCCCGCCGGAGCGGGGCCGUGCGUUUGGGACCGGGGACGGGUCCAGCGCCUGGCCCCGGGCAGGUUUCCUUGGCUGCUGGUUAGACAGGCAGGUGGGAGUCAGGUACCCAGGACCCCAGUCCCCUCUCUGAGGAUCCGUGGGACCCUCAGGCAAAUCACUUGAGUUCUCUGUGCUUCCGUUUCCCCAUCUGUAAAAUGGGGACAGUAAAUCUGACCUACCUCGCAGGAGGUGUGAGGCUCCCUGCAUCGCUUUGCAAAGUGCUCAGAGAUCCUGGGGCAAAAGGCACUCUGUAAAUGCCAAGUAUUGUUAACAUGCCAUUGUCACGCACGAGAGUCUGGGCAGGAAGGUGUGAGACCUCCCAGUUGCCCCAAGAGACCCCCCAGCCCAUCCUUGGAGGAGACCUCCUGUGGGAGACGACAGUGAGGCAAGGAAGGGAUUUUUUUAAAGAACUAUUUUUAGCUGUCCUAACCUGUUGGCCUUUUUUAGACGGUAUCUGGACGCAGUUCCACUUACCACAGGAUAUGCAAUGCUGUACUAUGCAUGGAUUACUCCUUUGGCUUGAUGGAAAAAGUCAACGUAACCGGUUUCUGAAAUGUAACUCUAUACACAUACGUGUGCGGGUGCCGUGCGCAGCGCCGGGGGCUCGGGGGAGCAGGCUGGCUCAGGAGCUUGUGCCAUCUCCUGUGGGGUCCCUGCUGUCACAAGGGCUUUGGGGGGGUCUGCAGGGGCUUUCCGGGGCAGGUGGGGGAGAAGGCCCUGCCGGAGGUGCGUGCUGCGACAGACACGUAUGUGUAUAAGCAUAUAUAAAUACAUGUAGGAGAUACCUGCAGAGAAACACAGGAUGUGUACAACAUGCUGUGUGAUGACUUACAGCACAUUUUUGCACUGUAGAGGUUUAGUUAGCUUUGCCUUGAAUGAAAUAAAGUUUGUUUACUAGAGAAA